GAGGCUGGGCCCUCCUUCGUGUGACUAUGAGUUCAGGCGGAUAUCGCUGAAAUGAGAAUCGCGUUCGUUUUCGAAGGAAGCUCUUCGGAGAAUAUAUUGAACGAGCCGUGAGACUCGGGGAUGCUUUCUGGAACACCAGAGAGGGCUGCGAGGACUUGAGCGCCACCGCGAUGUCCGACAGCUCCACAUCAGGCAUGGAGGUGGAUCUAUCUGAGCAGUCGCUGAAAAGACUUGACAGACGCGAUGGAAUCGGCGUGGAGACCCUGCGUCUAGACAAUAACCAGCUCCAGAAAUUAGAUAACUUGGAUUGUUUCUUGGAUGUGUGGAAACUCAGCGCCGCUCACAAUCAGUUGACGCGGAUGUAUAACAUCUCCAAACUACAUCGCCUCACACACGUCGAUUUGUCACACAACCAGAUAUUGAGCAUUGAAGGCUUGAAAGAUCUCCGCCACCUUCAAUGGCUAUCCUUGGCCGACAACAAACUCAAGUCACUACAGAACAUUCAAUUUAGUAUUUCACUUGUCCACCUCGAUGUGUCGGACAACCAGAUAGCCAAUCUCAUGGAUCUUUCGUCGUUGAGCAAGUUGAAAACCUUACUCCUCAACCGGAAUUCGAUCCAGAGUCUCGAGAGGGCCCCCUUGUAUUUCCCAGCAGCCCUCUCGGUACUCGGUCUGGCCGAGAACAAGAUCGGGGAUCUCACGAUGGUGUCCUUCCUGACCAAGUUGCCGUCCUUGGAAGCGCUGGCUUUUUUCGGGAACCCCUGUUACGUCGAGAAAGAGUUGUUCGAUUACCGUCCGUAUAUCAUCAACUGGUGUCUUGGUCUCCGAGUGCUUGACGAUUACGUGGUCACUCAACGGGAGAGUCUCAAAGCCGAAUGGCUCUACAGCCAAGGCAAGGGCCGCUUCUUCACCAUCGGUCAACAUCAACCUCUGGCUGAGUACCUUCAACAAAUUUGUCCAAAGCAGGAACCGGAUGAUGAACUCGAGGAUCGCAUUUCUCGGGUGUUGGCCAUGCAACGUCAACACAAAGAGCAAUUGUUACAUGAAAUGUCACCGCUGUCAACUAGAAGACCGCGCAGCGCGGUUGGCAGACUCGGCGGAGCCGAAAGAACCUCCGGAGGUAGACAAUGGGGAGAUAAAAUGAGCCAGAGCCUUCUAGAAGAGAGCACAAAUUCAGAAUCUUUCGAGAAGAAAGACGUUUGCACCGAACUCUCCGCCAACAGAAGUUCAGCCGGCUCGAGUCACAGGUCUCGUCGAGACAACAUCAUGACGAGGUCGGUGCCUGAUUUGCCGCCGACCCAUCCUCCAUCGAAUCGCGUCAUCACGACUCCGAGCAACCACGUCAUGAGUUUCACAGAUUGUUGCGUGAGUAUACCUCGGUCCGUAUCUGUGAGUGAUUACAUCGCCCGGCAAGCCGUCACCUGAAGUUCCUCCCCUUUCAGGAGAACGCAAACCAGCGACAACCGAUCUGGAUCGAGUCGUGUCUUUCGUUCAUCGUCUUAUUCCGUGCCCAGGAAAGUGACGAAAACGGCGACGGUACAGCCCCACAGAACCACUGCGCUCUAUAGAAAAGAGAAGGAUAAGGGAGAGAUCGAAAGGCUGAAGGCACGCCGGGAGUUUCUGCAUAAGAGCGCCACCAGGAUUCAGGCGGCAUGGCGAGGUUACAUAACUCGCAAAAGACAAGACAAAGAUAUACAACAUCUGAGGAUGCGACGAGUAGAAGAGCAUCUCAUGCAUUUCGUGCGACGGAUGGAACAGCUCGAAACGACUGUCCAAAGACAAGAAGAGGAGCUCGCCGCCGAGAAGAGCGCCCGGAUAGCAAAUCAGGAAAUGCUCGGCAGGAUGCUCAAUUCCAUGGAUAACAUCGAACGGCACUUACAAACAUUCUGCGCGCCCGGCACUUCCGAAGAAGCUCCAGACGUCCCGUCGACAAAGAAUCAGUUUACCGCUGAGGAGGAUGUAGGAAUGCAGCGAUCAGACACAAUCGAAAGUUUGAGCACCAGGCUCAGCCGCUUGGAGUCCGUCAUAAUGAACCUAAGCGCUAAUUUCUGAUUUCAAUGCUUGGGGCGAGAGAAUCCCAUGACAGUGGAGACGAAGAAGCUAGAAUCCUGCCAAGUCGUCCAUUUCGUUGAUAUCGCACCAGCUUGAAGUCGAUCUAGCGCAUGCUCGAAGAAUUGGUUGACCUGCACGGCGCAUCCUCUUCCAAAACAGUCUCAUGACGACGUGUCGGGCCCGAAACACCCCUAGCUCGCAUUGACUCUUCAACAUUCAGACGCGUUCUCAUCGCAUGGACUCCCCUCCGGAAAACGGAUUGAAAGACUCGACGGUGGUCGACUACUAUUCCGUCUAUUGAUGCUCGUGACUCAUCAGCUAGAAAAGACAAUAUUUGAACUGAUCGCAUAUAAUACGACGUC
Molecule: messenger RNA, 2413 nt
Organism: Galendromus occidentalis (western predatory mite)
Lineage: Eukaryota; Metazoa; Arthropoda; Arachnida; Mesostigmata; Phytoseiidae
Gene: Cep97
Product: centrosomal protein 97kDa
Biological process (GO): negative regulation of cilium assembly
Cellular component (GO): centrosome
Molecular function (GO): protein binding
Source: RefSeq, a predicted model, not a curated record